AUGGAGCUGGGAGACGCCGCCGCCGGCCAGGGAGCGCAAGGGGACGCCGCCUCCGGGGCCCUUGUCAGGAAGAAGAGGAUGAGGAGGAAGAGCACUGGCCCUGACUCCAUUGCCGAGACGAUCAAGUGGUGGAAGGAGCAGAACCAGAAGCUGCAGGACGAGAGCGGCUCCAGGAAGGCGCCGGCCAAGGGUUCCAAGAAAGGGUGCAUGGCGGGCAAAGGAGGGCCUGAGAACGUCAACUGCGUGUAUCGCGGCGUGAGGCAGCGGACGUGGGGCAAGUGGGUGGCGGAGAUCCGCGAGCCCAACCGUGGCCGGCGGCUAUGGCUGGGCUCCUUCCCUACCGCUGUGGAGGCUGCCCAUGCAUACGAUGAGGCGGCAAAGGCCAUGUAUGGCCCCAAGGCGCGUGUCAACUUCUCGGAGAACUCUGCUGACGCCAACUCUGGCUGCAUCGUCGGGCGCUUUCGUUGCUGGCAUCUAGUGUACCGCUGCCACGUUGCAACGGUCUGA
Molecule: messenger RNA, 507 nt
Organism: Miscanthus lutarioriparius
Lineage: Eukaryota; Viridiplantae; Streptophyta; Magnoliopsida; Poales; Poaceae
Source: the annotation of a GenBank genome assembly